AUGGCUAUGUCUCCCAUGAAUUAUAUCGAUUGGGAUUCUCGACACAUUAGCAGCAUCCACAUUAGCAAAGACAUAUCUGGGUAUCAUACGGGUAGCUUGGCUAUGAAAGCGUUGCCAAGGCCGGGGAUGCCCCACAGGCUUGCGGCGGCUACAGUGCGGACUCGCAACAUUACCAACUUCUUCUCAUCCAGCAAUUCCGUUCCAAACACGGCAUCUCACUCUCUCACCGGGCCCUAUCCCAAAAUGGAAGGUAAACAUGAACGGCGCGAAGCCAUGUCGGGCGUCUUUACCGCGAGAGUUGCAUCUUCAGAUCUUAAAGCAUGUCGCAAUGCCCACGGCUCACCGAUCACGCCCAGUCGCGGCAUAGCAGGCUACGCCAGCGUAUCCAAAGAUUGGCAAGAUUACUUCGAGAGGAGCACAUGUAAAGCCCCAGGAGGCGCGGCUAUGUCCGGCACAUCUGGCUUCGCCUUGAGGAGCCUCAGCCCGAAGAGGAUGGCCCGGCUUUACCGUGGAAUCAAUCACGGAGCCCAUUUGCUACAGCUGCGCUGUAUCUAUGGAAUACUCUGGCGUCAUGGGAAAUAUAACAAUAAUACGCCAAAGGACGACGUCGAUCACUAUUCGAGUAUCUUGAGACCGGGUCUCUUGCGUCGCAUGAUGAGGCCGAACCCUUCAGUCACACGAGCCUACUCUGGAUUGCCCACAUGGGUCAAGGUCAAAGUAUCUCGAUGCAUUCCAGAGCUACCAAGGCCCUUUAGUCGUACGAUGUCAAGCUUAGCCGUGUACGGUUAUCGUUCGUGCAAGUCGUUACCAAGUUUCUUCUGCGGAGGGCAAAUAAACGCAACCAGUGACCGGAUUCUUUGGAUCAAAUCAUCAAGAGUCUUCCUCGCUCAAUGGAAAUUCAUUUUGAGAGGUGGCGGCUUUGCAGCUGACAUGUGCCGGCACGGCCUUCCACCUUCGCUGAAGAAGUUUGCAAUCUUGCACGGAGGGUCCAGCACCCCCUACUUUGCGCGUGUCUUCUAUAGAGGAGUUGAAGUAGAAGAACUAGUAAGCUCCAUGGUGCAAGGUUGUCUUCUUGUGGAACACUUGGCGCUCUGCUUUAUCAUUGAUGCCGAUGAUUUCCUGAAUAACGCACCUAAUUUGCCGAAACCGAAGACGCUCACUCUAAAUGCCGACAUGUUUCUUGGAGAGAGCGGCGACAUCGAUGAAGCCAUUGAGAGGCGAACAAAGAUCAAGACGCUGCUUUUUUCUUUGGCUGCGUUGGCGGCUUGCUGGAUGCCGAAGCUUGAGCUCAUGGAGAUUUGGAAUGGUCGGGACAGGCAGGUCAGUAUUCCGCUGCAAGCUUGGGAGGCUACGGCGAGGAUGCAUGCGAGGGAUGACCUGCGAAAGUCGGUAAUACGGCUACCGGAUGGCCCGUACACGUAUUAUGGUUCUGUUGUGCCGCACUUGGAUUCGAAGGAGCAUUUUCUUCACGAGCACAAUCGACAUUAG
Messenger RNA from Colletotrichum lupini, 1488 nucleotides. RefSeq lists its product as uncharacterized. NCBI's taxonomy places the organism in Eukaryota, Fungi, Ascomycota, Sordariomycetes, Glomerellales, Glomerellaceae. The transcript has 8 exons. Bases 1 to 1488 code for a protein of 495 amino acids. The record is from RefSeq and is a predicted model, not a curated record.